This is a messenger RNA of Xyrichtys novacula (pearly razorfish), 1818 nucleotides long. Lineage: Eukaryota; Metazoa; Chordata; Actinopteri; Labriformes; Labridae. The record is from the annotation of a GenBank genome assembly.
AUGCUCAUGGUUUGGGUGCUGCAGUGGAAUGCUAGGAGCCUGAUGGCUAAUGGACAGGAGAUGAAACACUAUAUAAGGAAGAUGAAGAUACAGCCAGACGUAGUGUGUGUUCAGGAAACUUUUUUGAAACCUAGCUUAGAUUUUAAGGUUAGUGGGUAUAUGACAGUCAGGAUGGAUAGGAGUGAAGAAGAAGCAAGGGGAGGGUGCGCAAUAUUUAUUAGGCAGGGUAUUUCUUAUAGGUUGAUAGAAAGUGGGGAAGAGCAGGAAUAUAUAGUGGUAGAGUUGUGGGAGGGAGGGGAUGCGGUGGUUAUAGUUAACUACUAUAAUCCAGGGGGGAGGUUAAUAUUGGAUAGGUUAGUUAGGAUAAAAGGGGUUGAUAGACGAAAGGUUAUCUGGUGCGCAGACUUUAAUGCACAUAACACUUUGUGGGGUGGGAAACACACAGAUGUAGAUGGUAGGGUAGUUGAGGAGCUAAUGGAGGAGAGGGAAUUAGUAUGUUUAAAUGAUGGGAGAGGGACUAGAAUAGAUGUCAGAACAGGAAAUGAGUCAGCUAUAGAUAUUACAUUGGUAUCAGCAAGUUUGGCAGGAGUCAGUAAAUGGGAAGUGUUGUCAGGAAAGUCGCUAGGUAGUGAUCAUUAUUUAAUCAUGUGUACAGUAGGGGGAAGAGUGGAGGUGGGGGCGGGUAGGGGGCUCCGGAAGUGGGUGUACAGUAAAGCAGAGUGGAAUAAAUUUAGGGAGGUGAGUGAGGGUCUACUGGAGGUAGCUGAUACGAACAGGGAUGUGGAAGAAGUCAACAAUAGUGUUACAACAGCAAUAAUCACAGCAGCAACCCAAGCUAUUCCGAGGAGCAGAAAUGGGAGGACCAGGAAGUUAGUUCUAUGGUGGUCAGAGGAGUGUAGCAAGGCAGUGAAAGCCCGAAAUAAAGCAUUCAGAAAGAUUAAACAAAAUCAUACUAUGGCAAGUCUGUUAGAAUAUCAGAGAGCACAAGCAUUGGUGAGGAGAGUAGUUAAAUGCACAAAGAGGGAGAGUUGGAGACAGUUUUGUAAUGGUAUAGGGAGAACAACACCAGUAGGAGAAGUAUGGGGUAUGAUAAGGAAGAUGGGAGGGGACAGGAGGGAGUGGGAAUAUCCUGUGAUUACAGAGGAAGGAGGUACAGCAGUAAAUGAUAAGGAAAAGGCUGAGAUGAUAGCCAGGGCAUUUGCAAAGGUGCAUAGUGUAGACAAUCUGACAAUAGAGGGGAAGAGGAGAACAGAGAUGACUCAGAGCAGAUAUCCAGGUGCUCUAGACAGGAGGACGGAUUCAGGGGGGGAGAUAGACACCAGAUUUACUAUGGCAGAGCUUGUGAGAGCGGUUAGGAAGGCAAAGCCUACAGCUCCAGGGGGAGAUCAGGUAAGCUAUGUAAUGCUGAAAAAUUUAGGGGAAAAGGGGAUGAACAGGAUGUUAGAAUUGUAUAAUAAGGUAUGGGAGGAGGGAAGGCUACCGAGUGUAUGGAAGGAAGCAGAGGUAGUACCGAUCAGGAAGCCAGGUAAGGACCCAUGCUCUCCUUCUAGCUACAGGCCAAUAGCUUUGACUUCGAACAUUUGUAAAAUUAUGGAGAGAAUGGUAACAGAGAGGUUGACAUAUGUGCUUGAAAAGAGAGGUAUGCUGGCGAGAUGCCAAAGCGGAUUUAGAAAAGGUAGGAACACAAUGGACGCAGUGGUGAGACUAGAAAGUGAGGUGAGGAAGGCGCAAGCGAAUAAGGAAUCUGUAGUGGUAGUGUUUUUUGACAUAGAGAAGGCAUAUGACAUGAUGUGGAAGGAAGGAUUACUGAUUAAGUAG